Molecule: messenger RNA, 1299 nt
Organism: Mya arenaria
Lineage: Eukaryota; Metazoa; Mollusca; Bivalvia; Myida; Myidae
Exons: 3
Coding region: 1-1299 (432 amino acids)
Source: RefSeq, a predicted model, not a curated record
AUGGCUGUACUGGAUGCAGAAUAUUACUUGAGUAUGCAGAUACAAGUGAACUGGUGGAGCAAGGCUUCCAUUUGUCCUCCAACAAGGGACCAUGUGUAUCUAGGCUCCCUUUUGCCUCUGACAAGUGACCAGGUGGAGCUAGGCUCCCUUUUGCCUCUGACAAGGGACCAGGUGGAAUUAGGCUCCCUUUUGCCUCCGACAAGUGACCAGGUGGAAUUAAGCGCCCUUUCGCCUCCGACAAGCGACCAGACAAGUGACCAGGUGGAGCUAUGCUCCCUUUCACCCCAGACAAGUGACCAGGUCGAGCUAGGUGCCCAUUUGCCUCCGACAAGUGACCAGGUGGAGCUAGGCUUCCUUUUGCCUUCGACAAGGGACAAGGUGGAGCUAGGCUCCCUUUUGCCUCCGACUAGUGACCAGGUGGAGCUAGGCACCCUUCCGCCUCCGACAAGUGACCUGGUGGAGCUAGGCUCCCUUUCGCCUCCGACUAGUGACCAGGUGGAGCUAGACUCCCUUUCGCCUCCGACAAGUGACCAGGUGGAGCUAGGCUCCCUUUCGCCUCCGACAAGUGACCAGGUGGAGCUAGGCUCCCUUUCCCCUCCGACUAGUGACCAGGUGGAGCUAUACUCCCUUUCGCCUCCGACAAGUGACCAGGUGGAGCUGGGAUCCCUUUCGCCUCCGACAAGUGACCAGGUGGAGCUGGGCUCCCUUUCGCCUCCGACAAGUGACCAGGUGGAGCUAGGCUCCCUUUCGCCUCCGACAAGUGACCAGGUGGAGCUAGGCUCCCUUUCGCCUCCGACAAGUGAACAGGUGGAGCUAGGCUCCCUUUCGCCUCCGACAAGUGACCAGGUGGAGCUAGGCUCCCUUUCGCCUCCGACAAGUGACCAGGUGGAGCUAGGCUCCCUUUCGCCUCCGACAAGUGACCAGGUGGAGCUAGGCUCCCUUUCGCCUCCGACAAGUGACCAGGUGGAGCUAGGCUCCCUUUCGCCUCCGACAAGUGACCAGGUGGAGCUAGGCUCCCUUUCGCCUCCGACAAGUGACCAGGUGGAGCUAGGCUCCCUUUCGCCUCCGACAAGUGACCAGGUGGAGCUAGGCUCCCUUUCGCCUCCGACAAGUGACCAGGUGGAGCUAGGCUCCCUUUCGCCUCCGACAAGUGACCAGGUGGAGCUAGGCUCCCUUUCGCCUCCGACAAGUGACCAGGUGGAGCUAGGCUCCCUUUCGCCUCCGACAAGUGACCAGGUGGAGCUAGACUCUCUUUCGCCCUCUGACAUGUGCCCAGGCCCAUUCGCGUCAUGUCAAUGA